AUGGAGAGGUACAGGUCCAACGGAGGGGAGCAUGUUAACACCGCUUAUGAUUCCACCCUGGACGAACCUCCUCUCUACGAGGAGUCGAACCGCUCUAAUGGGGACCACCGCAUGGUCCGGCCCUCGGUGAUCAGCGCCUUUGGUCAUGACACUUUGGACCGACUGCCCCACGUUGACUUCUAUCGCAAUGCGGGCAGCGUGAGUGGUCACCGGGCUGUGCGCCCGUCCCUGCAGGAGCUCCACGAUGUGUUCCAGAAGGUGAGCAAAGGAGCUAUCGAUGUGCCGGACACUGUGGAGGACGAUGACGAGGGGAGUGACGGGACCCCCUCUGAUGACCUGGAGUCUGCCGUCCCAUUCGAAAGCGACAAAGGAGCAGUAAAGUUUGGCUGGAUAAGGGGCGUCCUGGUGAGAUGCAUGCUGAACAUCUGGGGUGUCAUGUUGUUCAUCCGUCUGUCCUGGAUUUUUGGUCAGGCAGGCUGGGGUCUGGGGAUCGUGGUUAUCGUUCUGAGCUGUGUGGUCACCACCAUCACUGGCCUCUCCAUGUCUGCCAUCUGUACUAACGGUGUGGUCAGAGGAGGAGGAGCGUACUACAUGAUAUCUCGCAGUUUGGGACCGGAAUUUGGCGGGUCGAUCGGUUUAAUUUUCGCCUUCGCCAACGCGGUGGCUGUGGCCAUGUACGUGGUGGGAUUUGCUGAGACGGUGGUUGAGCUGCUCAAGGAUAACGCUCUCAUCAUGGUGGAUGAACUGAAUGACAUCAGGAUCAUUGGAUGUAUUACGGUGGUGUUGCUGUUGGCCAUAUCAGUGGCUGGAAUGGAAUGGGAAGCCAAGGCACAGAUACUCCUGCUCAUCAUCCUGCUGGUGGCCAUAGUGAACGUAUUUGUAGGAACAUUCAUUCCUGCAACCGAUGACCAGAAAUCCAAAGGCAUCUUCAACUAUGACUCGAGAAUCUUCAUGGAGAAUUUCGCUCCGGAUUUUAGAGGCACAGAGACUUUCUUUUCAGUGUUCGCCAUCUUUUUCCCCGCUGCCACCGGGAUCCUGGCUGGAGCAAACAUCUCUGGCGACUUGCGGGAUCCACAGGCAGCCAUUCCUAAAGGUACCUUGCUGGCCAUCUUGAUAACGGGUGUCACCUACCUGGCUGUGGCCCUCUGCGUCUCUGCCACUGUUGUCCGUGAGGCCACUGGAAACAUAACUGACCUCGUUACUCCUGGAAGACCAUGCGACGGUCCAGCCGUGGCUGCGUGUGAGCUCGGCUAUAAUUUCUCUUCCUGCUCAGUGGAAACAUGCCAGUUUGGCUUGCUGAACAACAAUCAGGUCAUGACCAUGGUAUCCGGAUUCGGUCCCCUCAUUAUUGCCGGAACCUUCUCAGCCACCCUUUCUUCAGCCCUGGCUUCCCUCGUCAGCGCACCCAAAGUCUUCCAGGCCCUGUGCAAAGACAACAUCUACAAGAUCCUGCACUUCUUUGCCAAAGGAUACGGCAAGAACAACGAGCCAAUCCGCGGCUAUGUCCUCACAUUUCUCAUUUCUGUGGCCUUCAUUCUCAUUGGUAAUCUCAACACCAUUGCUCCUAUCAUCUCCAACUUCUUCCUGGCAUCAUAUGCUCUCAUCAAUUUCUCCUGCUUCCAUGCCUCCUACGCCAAGUCUCCAGGUUGGAGACCAGCAUAUAAAUACUACAACAUGUGGCUGUCCCUGCUGGGCGCAUUGCUCUGCUGCGUUGUCAUGUUUGUCAUCAACUGGUGGGCUGCUCUGCUCACAUACGGCAUUGAAAUCCUCCUCUACAUAUAUGUCACAGUCAAGAAGCCAGAUGUGAACUGGGGUUCGUCCACGCAGGCGGUGACAUUUGUGAGUGCAGUCGGCAACGCUCUGUCUCUGUCUGGUGUCGAGGAUCACGUCAAGAACUUCAGGCCACAGAUCUUGGUACUGACAGGUCCAACACGGACCAGACCAGCUCUCCUGGACCUGGCUCACUCCUUCACUAAGAACUAUGGACUCUGUCUCAACUCUGAAGUCUUUGUGGGCCCGAGAUCAGAGGCCCUGGAAGAGAUGAACGCCAACAUGGAGAAGAACCAGCUGUGGCUUAGGAAGACCAACCGCAAGUCCUUUUACAGUGCCGUGGUCAGUGAGAGCUUCAGGGACGGAGCGGAGAGCCUGCUGCAGGUCUCUGGUCUCGGCCGUAUGAAGCCCAACACAUUAAUGAUGGGCUUCAAGACAAACUGGAGGACUGCGGGCUCAGAGGCAGUGCAGAGCUAUGUGGGAAUACUCCAUGAUGCCUUUGACUUCGAGUACGGGACGGUGUUGCUGAGGAUAAACGAGGGACUUGAUGUGUCGCACAUUGUCGAGGCAGAAGAGGAGAUGCUAAAGGCAAUGAAGGAGCAAGAGGAGCUGGAAAACGAGAUGAUGCCGAACGGAGGGAAAUCAAGAGGACUGUUCAAGAAGUCCAGGAAGCAAUCUCAGACAGUGCUCACCACCAGAGUGUCGGUGUGCAGCCCUCCUCCCCCGCAGGUUGCCAAGAUGAAUGAGAGGCUGGUGGAGGCCAGUGCUCAAUUCAAGAAGAAACAGCCUAAAGGCACCAUUGAUGUGUGGUGGCUGUUUGACGAUGGAGGUCUUACCCUGCUGCUCCCCUACAUCCUCACUACCAGGAAGAAGUGGAAGGACUGUAAAUUAAGGAUCUUCAUCGCAGGGCAGCCUGGGCGCAGUGAGCUGGAUAAAGAGGAGAUGAAGUCUCUGUUGCAUAAAUUCAGAAUUAAGUGCAGUGACAUCAAUGUCAUUGAUGACAUCCAUGUCCAGCCGUCCUCUGACAGCUUGAGGGAUUUAGAGGAAAUGAUUGAGCCCUUCCGUCUGCAUGAGUCUAAAGACAGAGGUCAGGCCGAAGCCAAGCGGAAAGAGCAGCCCUGGAAAAUCACUGACGAAGAGCUGAGCACCUUCGAGGACAAGACAAACCUCCAGGUGCGACUGAAUGAGUUGCUUCAGGCAAACUCCAAAUCCGCCAAUCUGAUCAUUGUGAGCAUGCCCAUUGCUCGUAAGGAAUCCGUCUCUGACUUCCUCUACAUGGCCUGGCUGGAAACUCUGACUAAGGACCUUCCACCCACCCUGCUCAUCAGAGGCAACCAAAAGAGUGUGCUUACUUACUACUCAUGA
Messenger RNA from Chelmon rostratus (copperband butterflyfish), 3135 nucleotides. It is a transcript of the gene slc12a1, whose product is annotated as solute carrier family 12 member 1. NCBI's taxonomy places the organism in Eukaryota, Metazoa, Chordata, Actinopteri, Chaetodontiformes, Chaetodontidae. Gene Ontology annotation, cellular component: membrane. The transcript has 26 exons. The record is from RefSeq and is a predicted model, not a curated record. Gene Ontology annotation, biological process: potassium ion homeostasis; sodium ion homeostasis; potassium ion import across plasma membrane. The coding region runs from base 1 to 3135 and encodes 1044 amino acids. Gene Ontology annotation, molecular function: sodium:potassium:chloride symporter activity.